GGAACCCUCGCGGCCUCGCGUCUCUGCCGCUCUUCUCCAAGGUUCUUCUUUCGGUGAUCUCUUCUCACCGCUUCUCCGUUCUUUUUGUUGUAUUUUCUCCAGGAGACCUAAUAAAGUUGCGGCCGUUCUCGCGCCCGAGGGACUGUCGAAAUCCAUGUUCGUUUGCGCUCCAUGGAUCCCUCUCUGACUCAGCCCGCUCCAGAGGUCGAAGAAGACGAGUGGGGUGACGAAGUUCUCCCUAUGGUGGGGGCUGUCGUGGUUAGAGAGGAUGCUGUUGUAGGCGAAGAGGCCAUAGGCCUUGUGGUAAUUGAAGAUACCGAUGGGUUUGUGAUCCCAAGUUUGAAUGUUGGGGACUCUGAUCUUGGUAAACCUGGUGUACUGGGAGUAACAGAUCCUAAACCUCCUCCAAAGGCUGUUAAGGAAGCUGAAAAGAUCUACUUGGGACCUCACGGUGCUCCACCUUCUCAAGCCAAGCUAGAGCUGAACGUAGCUGGCCGUAAGCAGCGUUUCAAACAGAAGCUCAAGGAAGCGGAUCAUAAAUUCUCUGGGACGGGGCGUGAAAACAAGGUGGAAACCCUGAGACAACUUGUGGGCAGUAAGGUAAGCGGCACAACCAUGCCAAAGAGCUCCCCACGAGAUUGGCUCGACCCACAUUGCCACGAGUCUCAGUUUGAGAGGUACCGUCAGUAAGAACACUACCAAGCAAACUCUUAGAUACAUUUGUGGAACAUCUUCUAUAUAGUCUUGAAAUCCCUAGCAUCUGUUUUCAAGAGAUGCAUCCUUGUUAUGAACCCUGGGUAUUUUCCAUUAUUACUGAAUGUGUUGUACUCGAUACUAAAUGGAUUAUGUUUUAUCAUCCUCAUGUUGUCUGGUUUCCUAGUCAAGUUAUCAUCAUCAAGAACUUCAAUUGCAU
This is a messenger RNA of Elaeis guineensis (African oil palm), 913 nucleotides long. RefSeq lists its product as uncharacterized. The record is from RefSeq and is a predicted model, not a curated record. Lineage: Eukaryota; Viridiplantae; Streptophyta; Magnoliopsida; Arecales; Arecaceae.